Messenger RNA from Toxotes jaculatrix (banded archerfish), 1441 nucleotides. RefSeq names its product carbohydrate sulfotransferase 8-like. Gene Ontology annotation, molecular function: sulfotransferase activity. Gene Ontology annotation, biological process: proteoglycan biosynthetic process; carbohydrate biosynthetic process. Gene Ontology annotation, cellular component: membrane. The transcript has 4 exons. The record is from RefSeq and is a predicted model, not a curated record. NCBI's taxonomy places the organism in Eukaryota, Metazoa, Chordata, Actinopteri, Toxotidae. Bases 98 to 1441 code for a protein of 447 amino acids.
GGAAGACGCUCUCACUUCUGCACCUGCUUCUCAGCUACAUGGUAUCAGGGAGCCCCGGUUGAGAACUUAUUACAUUAGCGUCUGACUGCGCCGCAUCAUGCUGUGGAUGAAGUGGAAGAUGGUGGUGGACUCCCUGCGUGGAAGGAGAAGGAGGCUGCCCUGUUCUCUCUGGUUCCUCCUGCUGUUCGCUGCUGGAGGUCUGGUUCUCUUCAUCCACCAGCAAGAUCUGUCAGAGAUGGUCCAGCAACAAGGCCCAGGCGUGAAGCUUGGAAGCACUCCACGGCAGUCCAGAGAGACUCUUUCCACUCAGGACAGAGAGAAAAGCAAAUCAGACAAUUACCCGGACCACCAAACAGCAGAGGGCAUCUUGUCCAGCCCAAUCCCUCCAAUGCAGUUCCCACACUUUGAGAAGAGCAGAGAGACAGCCAUUCCAGGGUCUCGAGAGCAGGACAUAGGUUCCCUUCAUGUCUCCAAAAGACACCGCAAACUGCUGAAAACAAGUCCCCCCAUCAGCCACACCAACAGUAAUGUUUCCUCAUCCUCUUCUUCCUCCUUAUCUUCAAUUUCCUCCUCCUCUGCCUCAGGCUCCUUUUCCCCUGAGAGCUGGAAAAAGCUCUCCGACAUCCUGGAAGCCCGUCGGCAACUGAUGAAGGAGAUGUGUGCUAAGUACAAAAGCAGCAUCUCCAGGACCAUCACACGUCAUCACGUGAAACACCUCUUUGUGGAGGACAAGUACAAGUUGUUGUACUGCCAGGUGCCCAAGGCAGGCUGUUCCAACUGGAAGAGGACCCUGAUGGUGCUAGCAGGCCAGGCUGCCAAUACUCAGAGCAUUAAGCAUGACACAGUCCACUAUGGCCACCAUCUCAAGAAGCUUGACAGCUUUGACCGACAGGGAAUCAUGCACCGACUGGAAACCUACACUAAAGUCAUGUUUGUCCGAGAACCUCUGGAGCGGAUGGUGUCAGCUUAUAGGGACAAGUUUGAAAAUCCAAACAACUACUAUCACUCGCUGUUUGGGAAACCCAUCAUCUCCAAGUACAGGGUAAACCCGUCCUGGACAGCCCUGAAGACAGGCAGCGGGGUCACAUUCAAGGAGUUUGUCCAGUACCUACUGGAUGUCCACCGGCCCGUAGGAAUGGACAUCCACUGGGAGCAGGCGAACCAGCUGUGCAACCCUUGUCUCAUAGACUACGACUUCAUCGGCAAGUUUGAGAACAUGGAAGAAGAGUCCAACUUUCUCCUGCGAUGGACUGGGGCACCACCCAACCUCACCCUGCCUAGUUUUAAAGACAGGAACCCAACUGACAAGAGGACCUCUAUGCAGAUCACACAAAAAUACUUCUCACAGGUCAGUUUGUUGGAGAGACAACGAGUCUAUGAUUUCUACUACAUGGACUAUUUGAUGUUUAACUACUCCAAGCCUUUUAAAGAUUUAUAUUGA